Molecule: messenger RNA, 8130 nt
Organism: Macrobrachium nipponense
Lineage: Eukaryota; Metazoa; Arthropoda; Malacostraca; Decapoda; Palaemonidae
Exons: 6
Coding region: 595-3336 (913 amino acids)
Biological process (GO): vacuole organization; endosomal transport
Molecular function (GO): ATP hydrolysis activity; ATP binding
Source: RefSeq, a predicted model, not a curated record
UCUGCUUCAGAGUUAGUUGGGUCAGAAGAGGCGGAGUGGUGGGACGUGCUGCACGGAAGGCCGUGAGCUGAUUACCAAAUUUCCUUUUUGGUGUUUGGAUAACUCAAAACCGAUAUCCAUACGGAUGGUGAAACAUUUGAUGGAUGGAGUGAAAAGGCAAUCAAAUUUAACACCGUGGUUUAGUUUUAAGAAUUAAAACCCAACUAAGAAAGUGAAUAGUUCUUGCAUCGGAAAUUUUGUCAAAAUUACUGAGAAUUAUUGGUGUUUUAAGUGUUUUUAAAUCUGCUUCAAAAUUCAAAUAGUGAAUCAAAUCGGGAAGUGACUUGAAUCUCAUUUUACUGGCCUUAGACGUUAAGUAGGCUAAGAAGUUGCCCUGCACUAUCUGGAAGACCUCGGCUAAAGGGCAAGAGGGCCAGUGAGAAAGAGAGAAAGAAAGUGUCUUGAGCUUGUUUUGGAAGACGGUGGCCUCCCGUGUUAGGAUAUCGAUGGCUGUAUGGUGAAUAUUUCUGCCUACAGGAUACGGUCCUAAAGGCCCCUCGGAUAUCGGAUAUUGUUACCCUUCAGCAGGCCCUGCCAAGGGAAACACUCGCACUCAUGGAUGCACCGAACAUGGACAUGGAACUCUUCGAGGCUUUGCUGGCCAACAUGCAGCAAAACCUUCCGCAAGGCGCUUAUGAUGACCUAGAUGACGACGACGACGACGAUGAUUACGAUGAAGAUGACGAUGAUGAAGACGAUGAUUAUGAUUACGCUGGCAAUGAGCACAGCAUUCAUACCAUGGCUAAUCCUUAUGGAGCUGGUGAUGGUGGUGUUGGUGGGGGUGAGCUUGGUGGAGGUGACUUAGGCGGUGUGUCCUUGCCUACUAUGCAGACUAUGAGCAUGAGUAUUUUGCAAGGACUCCUCAACAUGAACCCUGGUGCUGUGCCUGAUAUGGGAGGGGGUAUGGGUGGUGCUGUUAGUCCUGGCAUGGCUGGCAUGGGAAGCUCAGUGGAAGGUGGAGCAGGAAAUUUUUUAUCAAAUAUGCCAUCGUUCCUUCCUUCGAUGAAUUCCGACAUGGCAGGUGCUCUCGCUGGGGCAUUUGCUGGUGGCAUGAACGCUCUGAUGGAAGGGUAUGGAGGUGCUGGAAAUGGAGCAACCCUUCACGACUACGAUGACGACGACGACGACGAUGAGGUUUUGUCCGAUGAAGAGGAGGAAGACGAAGAUGAAGAUGAUUUAGAUGACAGGCAGGGUAUGAGUCCUGUAGCAGCAGCUGCAGGUGGUAUUGCUUUGGGCGCUGUUGGUGGAAUGGUCGCAUCAGGGCUUCUGUCUUCGGGCCAUCCUUCAGCUUCCCACCUAGUUCCAGGAUCACAUCCUGGUCAUCCGGCAUUGGCAGGACAUGGCCAGCAACCUCCCUCACAUGGCCCCAUGACAACUCAUGGAGCUCUGCCUUCUAGUGGUCCAAUGUCAUCACAUCCACCCGUUGGGUUCGUAUGUCCAUAUCCAUCUGAUGUGAUGGGACCAUCAUCCUCGCAUGGGCCAAGACCUCACGUUUUAGCCCCAUCCUCGUCUUCUAUACACCACACAAGCAUGGCACCAAGCAUGAGUGGUGGUUCUGUGCAAAGUGUUGAUCCUCUUGCAGGUGUAACUAUGGCUGCUGCAGGUGUAGUAGCGGGUGCCAGUAUUUUGGCACCUGUUGUUGGUAAUCUUUUAGCUUCCAGUGACAGCAAGCCCUUACCCAAAUUAGACACAUCUGAUGCCUCAAGUGUAACACUUGUUGAUGAGGACUCCUCAAACUCACCAGCAAAAUCUUUAUCUAAUCAGGAUCGUCCUGCUGAAUCAGCUGUUACUGCAGCUGCAGUAGCCCUGGAAAAGACUCACAUCACCCAGCCAGAAAAAGGUUCCAGCAAAACAGACAUGCCAAAAGCAAGCAGUAGUCCAACAGAGAAUAAAAAAUCGAGUGAAGAAGAGGGGAAGGAUAAAAAUAUUGAAGUUACUCCACAAUGCAGAGUAACGCCUUCAGAUGAACUUGAGGAUGAUAAGUCCAGUGUAGGGUCUGACUCCGUACAAAGUUCAGAAGCUGGAGAUGGGAAGUCAGAUACUGAAAGUGUUCGAAAGAAAACUCCAUCCCCUGUUCCCGAGGGAAAGCUAGGUCGAUUAAGUCCCACCGGCAGUGAUUCUGCACCUGUGUUAGAAUCAGCAAGUUGUGCUUCUAUCACAGAUCUGGCGAGUGCCACUGAGUCAAUGCGUGACUCAGAUACAGAUAAUCACUCUGAUGCUCAUAAUGUAACUGCUAAUCUAUCAGACCUUGACAAUGAUAUUCACGAAAACCAACCCAAAGUAGCACUCCAAACUCAGUAUGCUGUUGGUGCUCUUCCAAUAGUCAUUGAGAAACCUACUUUUGGAUGGCAGUCAAUGGUUGGCUUAGACACUGCAAAAGAUGCCUUGAAAGAGUUAUUCAUGGGUGACGCUUUUCCAGAAGUUUUUGAAGGCACACAAGGUAUAUGCAAAGGUGUUCUUUUGUUUGGUCCAUCAGGCUCUGGGAAGACCUGCCUUGCAAGAGCAUUGGCCAAGGAGUCAAAUGAUGCUAUUUUGAUAGGAAUAUCCACUGCAUAUUUAGCAUCACAAGUGCCUCUAGAAGCCCCAAAGAUAGUUCGAUAUCUGUUUGAUCAUGCAAGAAUGCAUAGUCCAGCUGUAAUUCUAUUUGAUGAAAUAGAUGCAUUGUGCUAUGACAGAUCUAGUGAGACUGUGUUGAGGGCGAAAGCCGAACUGCUGGCUCAAAUUAGAGGCCUGACGACACUCAACCCUCCAUAUCCACCACGUAUUGAUCCAGUGGCUUUUAAUGAUGGUCUUAUGGUAUUGGGUACAACAAAUCAGCCAUGGCUCCUUGAGGAAGAUCUCAGGCGAAUCUUCACUUAUAACAUUCACGUAAAACUCCCAGGAGAAAAAGCUCGAGAGGAACUACUGAGGAUGUUCCUGCAAAACUUGACGCACAAUAUUAAUGAUGAUCAAUUCAAGUGCCUUGUUGCAAAGAGCGAGGGAUAUUCUGCUGCUGACAUCAACACUGUGAUCAGACAGGUGGCACAUAUGCCACCAGUUGACCCAAGCAAGUUCAUCGGAAACAUGGCUAGAGUUAUUACUUAUGAUGAUCUUGCCACUGUGAUGACAGACUAUAGGUGCAGGUUCACCUCUGAAGUUUCUAUGAAAUAUCAGAGUUACAUCAAAGCAGCCACUCAUAGAUCAGAGGAUCGGCAAGAAGAAAGUAAAAAGGAAAAAGAAAGACCCAAGGGUGUUAAAAGAUUUGGCCAAAGGAUUGCGAAGUCCAUUGCGGCCGCACUUGUUGCUGUGAUAGAUUAAACUGUGUGUAGCUUAUAGUGAAAAGACAGAUCCUGGUGUGGUUCACAAUUAACGGUUGCACGUGAGAAUUGCCAGACUGAGUAACGGUCACAGUUGGUCAAAGAAACUCAUGUAAUUAGAUGUGUACAGUCAGACUGUGAUGAACCCCCCUUUUCCAUUACUAGACCUCCACUGACCAUGUCUCUGCCUGAUAUUUGGUUAUGAGAUUGAAACUGUCCUGAGAACUUGGGAAACAGCUUCACAUGGUAUUGCCUUCCAUCGGGAGAGUAGUUGCAGCUGUGCACCAACCAGGGUCAGAAGAUUUUAGUCACUCAUUUUAUUUUCAUUUUUUUUUCUUUUUAUGAUCCCCACUAUCUACAAGUUAAACCCGACCUGCACGCCCAGUCCCGCCUUGUCAUUGAACCCUCCGUUAGUCCCAUUGCUCCUUUGGGCCGCAGCCUACAGUGAAGUCCAUUCCUACCACCAUCAACAAGUCCCAAACUCCUAGCAGCCUUUUGAGUGUCAGUGAGAUGUGAGUGUACAUACAUCAAGAUUCCAAAAGUAAACUGUUGUGUGACAGCCGUGUCUGUUGUCAAGUGAGGAAAGUGAUGUACUGUAUGAUCUAAAGUGCCACAUAUUGGUAACUGAAGUGCCUUAGAACUCUGAACUUGGAGUGCAUAGUUGCCUGGAUUUUUUUCUGAUGUGGAUAUAUUGCAGCUGCUUGAUUUUUGAGUGUGUCAAAGGCUGCCAGGUGGCGUGAUUGAUAUAUCAUUUGGGAUGUGUAUACAGUAAAUAUAAAUGUACAUGUUUUUCAAUAUGUAAUACACAGCAUCAUUAGGUGUGGGGAGAUUAAGAUGCCUGGUCUAUGUUGUACAAAUCUUUUUAAUUCAUUUCGCCUAAGUCACGUGAUCUCAAAAGUACGAAUGCGAUAACUUCCCCAUUUUAUUAUGUAGUUAAAGUGUGUGUUUUCUUUAGUUGAUUGAAAGUGAUAACAUACAUACAUUAAAUGUCAUAUUAUUUUAUUAUUGCUAUUAUUAAUGUUAUUGUUGUUGCAGUUGGAUACAAAAAAGACAAAAUUUAGAACUAAAGUCAGAAUCGCAGAUGGAGUGACUUCAAGGUGACACCGAAAAAGACUAAAAGCUGUUCUGACAAAAUCUCAAUCAAUUGAUGGGCAUGCUCAUGGUCAUUAUUAGUACUGUAAUGUUUGAGUACUGUAGUUUAUUUUGACAAGCAAUCCAUGGGUAACAAGGUAUGUCUCUGGGGCAUUGUUUAAUUUCUUUUUUCUUUUUGCUUGAGAAAAAGUAUACCCGUUUGAUUUGACAUAUAAAAUUCCUUAUUAGAUGACUAUUGUCAUAGUUUCUUUCAUUCAGAACAUUAAAUUGCUGCUUGAUGAUUGAUUGGCAUUGGGUUUUUUUUUUUUUUUUUUUUGUUAAAAAACCUGGAAUCUAAAUUCUGAGACAGUUGAUGAGCUAUGUCCAAUGAAAGACAAACCUUUUAAGUCUUAGUGCUGCCUUGUCAGUGCUACUGUUUUCAAUUGUCACUAAAACUCUGCCUGCAUGUAGUCAAGUUUUUCACUCAUAACUUUGAAAUACAAUUAUGGUAAUGGCUACGAAUAAAUAUUUGGCAGAGCACUGUGGUUCCCUUAGGUUAAAAGAUAAACAACUGAAUGUUUUAGGUCUUGCUACAGUGAUGUUUGUGGGUCAGGGUCGGUGCUUAUCCUCAGCUGAGGUGGUGGAAUUCAGCUUCUGCUUUAAUUUUUUUUUUUUUUAAUUUUUUGGUUAUGGUACAUGUAUUUGAUCCUAUUUGGUUCUUGCUGUUUAGCUUGUUAUUAAGGGUUCCUUUGGACUUUUAGAAGAUGAAAAGUCCCUGUGGAGUUCCUUCACUUUUGGCUGUAGGUUGAGCACCUAACCUGUUUUAAAGCUAAAUUCAGCUGCCCAGUUUCAUUUUGAAAUAUGGAUGGCGAGAAUCCCCUUUUUUAAUUUAAGGGCAAACGUAAGGGGUCAACACUGGCUACUCUCUUGAAGCAUUACAUAGUACAUGAUUUUGAUAUAUUUUAUGUAUAUUUUUUUUAUUGCAUUUCCUGCAUCAGCAUCCAUUUAAAAAUCAGAAAAGAAAAAAAAGAAGUCUGACUCCAUAUGAGUGUGGUGGCUGUGGAGGAUGUGGCCAGGAAACCCUAGUCCAAAGUCAUUUAUUGUCUUUCCUUAGGGCACUGAAGGUGUAUUCAGUGUUAUGCUAUAGCCUACACAGUAUCUGCACCUUGUAUUUUCCAGUGCACUUUUUUUCUGUGCAAGAUGUUAACCCAUUUAAAGUAUGCAGUUAUGCAACUCUUUUAUUAGCCUUAGCAUUAUUCAUGCUUAGCUAGUAAGGAUGUGACUGUAAAACAGUCGUAUUAUGAAUUAAACUAUGGUAUUGCCACAGAUCUUUCUGGGCCGUUUGGGUUGUGCUACUUGUGAACAUAUUCACCAAGGUACGACUCUUAACGAUCCUUUUUGUAGUUUUUAAAAUGAGUACCCUCUGCCCAGACAAUCCAGAUUUUCUCCCUUCUCAUAGAGUGUAUGAGAAAUUUCCCCUUAUGUCUAUUUAGCUAUCCGUGGGCUUGUCUCUAGUGCAAAUGCUUGUCCAUAUAUAUUUUUUACGCUGGUUACUGCAUCUUGGUGAGCAUGGUCUUCCAUACAAGGGGAAGAGAAAUAACUUAGUUGGUAAUAAGUUUCAAAUGACUGAAAAUGGAUGUAAGAUCAAAUAAUUAUUCUCUUGUGCAAUAUGACGAUUUUAUAAGGUCGGACUUUGGUCUAAGUGCUUGUGAAAUGACAUCAAAAUAUAUCUAGGAGGUAACUUAGCUAUACUGCAGUACUUCAAUGGAGCUGAAAGUUCACGGAAUGCUAUACAGUAACUAACCAACUGUCAGAUUCAGGGUUUUUAGCCGGAAUUUGUAUGCUACAUUAAAGCUGUAGACUUUGCCCAAAAUUUUUUCCAUGUACACGAAAUACUUUAGCCCAUUUGAUGGUGUCAAGCUAAUACAAUUAAUGUUGUAGCCUAGCUGAUGGUGUUAAUUGAUAUGUGAUUAUUGAUAACUGAAGUUGUGACUAAGCAUUGCAUUUAAAUUAUGGACUUUUCAAGUACUGUAUUUGUGAAUUUUAUAGUUUUAAAAAUGUUCAGCUGAUGUAUGCAAGUAACAAGGUUCCAUAAAUUGUUAUUUACAGCCUAGAGUCAAGCCACAGCUCUACUUAAUUAUUUAUCUCCUGUGCUAUGCAGUGAGUAAACAAGGAUUUAAUUUUUAACAGAAUAAUCUGAGGUGGGACAAAUGUUGCAAUAUGUACAUGCCUCUACUUUAAGCUCAUUAUUUGUUCACAAUUUUGUUUUUCUGUUUUCUUUUUAAAAUGCUUUUCUUGUCUGUGUCUUAAUACUUUGCUGUAGUGUUUCUCACAAGAUCCCAAUUAUUUGAUUGAUGUGUAAAUAUUUGCUUUGUUAGCAUUGUUAAUUUCUUUUAUAAUAAAUUUUUACUGGCUUAUUAUAAGAUGAGGUGUUUGAACAAACAACUGCACAUUUUAGGCAAGACCUCCAGAGGAUAGUGCUAGGUAUUAGUUUUAAAGUUGUCGUGGUCAUCUGAUUAUUGUAUAUAAAGAGUGAAUCUUGUGUGCAAGUUCAAUUCAAGCAGGUUUGGAUUUAUCUGAUAUAUAAACUAGGAGGACACAUUGUUUUGUAUUGCACUGCUAAAUGUGAAUACAGUAUUUUGUUUAUUAAUUGUACAUUGGUUGUCAUUGUUUUAGGCAUUUCAAUCUGAAUGUUGUAUUGUGAAUUUGCACAUUCUAAAGUCUGUGUGAAUCUAUAUGAUCUCUCGUAUAAACCCAAGUAUAAAUUUGUUUGAAAUUACAGUAAUCACAGUAUCAAAGGUGGAUUACUAUGAAUUACUAAUUAGUGGGGUUCUUUUAAAUUGGUGUCUUACCAGUUACGUUUUGCUUGAAUUGGCUUUUGAAAUGGUAGCUAAAAGCUAAGGAAACUUAAUAAAAGUACUUGGUUAUUUUUUUAGAAUGUCUUUGGUGUGAGAGAAGUGUCAAUGCCAGACAGCUGUGAACUGGUACCUAUUAAUUAUUCGGUAAUCUUGUCACCCAAUGCUUCCCUUAAUCAGUCCCCUUUAUAUACCUUUUUUUUAUGCUCACUUUACCAUAUCAGUUUUAUCCUUUUGUGAUUUCAUGUCUUAUGUAUAAUGUCAGUGUCUCGGUGCUUUAUUGUAUUAUGCAGGCAAAUUUUCCCCUUAAUAUUUCCAUAUUGUGAUCAGAUGGGCUAUCUAUAAUGUUGAAUCUGGGAGAUGUGAAUGCUUUUAAUGAUGCCUUUUUUAUUAUAUAUAUUUUGUUGUUGCUUGGAGCCAUGGAUGUGUAAUUUGAACAAAUUUACUGGAAUCCAAAAAGAGGAAUGGCAAGCAAGGGUGUUAAAAAGGUUCAAUUUGCUCUGCCUUGAAUGUGAUAAUUCAGAUUUAAUUGUGUAACCAGAAAACACAACUGACUUUUAACAGUCCUUUUCAAUUUCCAUGCAUGUCAAGUGCUGUGAUUGGCAUUAAUUUUGUUGUAAAGUUAGAUGUAGUAGUACUUCUAUUUAACAGGGUAACUCUGAACAGUUAUUGUUUCAAAUUUUCUAUAUUGCUAUUUCUUAUUUAUUUGGGGGGUUAAUCAACUUCAUGCCAAAUGAUGCUCAAAUCCCUCCUUGUUUAAAGUUAGUUGUGUUUCUUCGGUUUCCAAAAUAUGCCUUUACUGUAUCAGAAAAUAUAUGCAAAGCAAUUGUAGGAUCAGUUGGUCUAAUAAAUGUUAUUUUAUUGCCAGA